Molecule: messenger RNA, 405 nt
Organism: Rotaria sp. Silwood2
Lineage: Eukaryota; Metazoa; Rotifera; Eurotatoria; Philodinida; Philodinidae
Source: the annotation of a GenBank genome assembly
AUGAUAUUAUUAACAUUUACUAAUAGUGUUUGUGUCAUUAAUCGAAGUUGUCGUGCUAUUCAUGCUGAAGUAUAUGAUAGAAAGAGUUGUGGUCAACUAUUUGGUUUAAUUAAUAAAUGUUUUUCAAAAAAAGUACCUCGUGAUUCAAAACAAUGUUGUGAUUCUGAGAAUAGUGAUUGUUAUACAGGUACAACUGAUGAUGCAUUAUAUUGGAUGGAUUGUGAUACUGAUAGUAGAAAAGAAGAAGGUGUUGGUCAAGCAGUUGUCGCUUGUGCAAAAUGUAAUAUUAUUGUUUAUGAUGAAGGUUUAAUAACAGUUGAACCAGAAAGUAAACCAGGACAAACAAUUGCUGUAUAUGCAUGUAAAAAUAUGGAUAAUGCUAAUAAAAAUAAAAGAUGUGCUUAA